Geodia barretti is the source of this 384-nucleotide messenger RNA. Lineage: Eukaryota; Metazoa; Porifera; Demospongiae; Tetractinellida; Geodiidae. The record is from the annotation of a GenBank genome assembly.
GCCUCCGCCUACCACUUCCUGCGGGCCGCUGUGGGACUCAACCCUCAGUCUGGACAGCUCUUCAUGCUACUUGCAGUUGCACUGGUGCACAUGGAUGACUAUGAGAAUGCCUGCAAGUCAUACGAACAGGCUCUCACCCUAGACAGGGAUAACCCUCUCAUUCACCUCAAUUACUCCAUCGUCCUCUACAACAAUGGAGAGAUGAGGGCUGCAGGGAAACAGUUCCAGCUUUUCAAGAGCAAGACUCAGACUCACAGACCUACCAACCCUGACCUGAGGUGGAGUCAGUGGCAGGAAGACUGGGCCCUGCCAUACAGGUGGGGGAGGAGAGGGAGGAGAGGGAGGGGAGGAGAGAGAAAGGUGCCAGUGAGGAAUGGAGGCAGG